This is a messenger RNA of Pecten maximus, 3185 nucleotides long. Its product is annotated as mucin-5AC-like. Bases 295 to 2754 code for a protein of 819 amino acids. The record is from RefSeq and is a predicted model, not a curated record. NCBI's taxonomy places the organism in Eukaryota, Metazoa, Mollusca, Bivalvia, Pectinida, Pectinidae. The transcript is spliced from 5 exons.
ACCAACAAUAACGUUUGAUAUCAACAGGAACGAAAUAAAAUAAGAAAACAGCAUCUCCUGGGUGAGGGCAUUCGAUAAUUUCCUGGUGGACUAAGGGUAGGAGUGACUUGACCAACACUUUGACCACGGAAUGAAACCAGGUCAAUAACAUCAUUAACUACAGGUAAAUCAAACCAGCCACAUGUUGGUAUACACUGUAUGGUAAAUACCGAUAACUGUUGGCCUGUAGGAACGUCAUACUACCGAACACAGCUGGACGGUAACACGAAGCGUGCCAGAAUGAAAUGACGAAGAAUGUUCCACCUCCGUUUCAUUGUACUGCUAACUUGUCUACAAGGAAAGAUGUACGUAACCACGUGUCCUCAGACGAAUACCACAGUCCUGUAUGGUAAUAACACGUGCUACUGGAUGACAACUGGCGGCAGCGUAAUGGAUAGCAGUUCAGCAUGUAACACUGAUGGCGGAGUGCUGGCAAAAAUACCUAAUGAGGAAGUCAACAAGUUUGUGUUACAACUAGCCAACAGCGUUGACGCUACUUCCGCUGGUAUUUGGAUUGGCGGACCUACUAACUCUACCGCCUGGGAUAACACCGUGCCUGGAGUGGGGGUGCCUCCCGACUGGUGUUACUUCCUUCUGCGAAGUGGAUACUGGCUCGCCACAUCCAGCUGUGAAAUAACAUUCCGGGGAAUGUGUUCAAAGCCAUUUUUGAUAGGUAGUACAACGACUUCAGUAAAAACGACAGUCCACACCACAACUGGAAUAGAAACAAAAAAACAAUCAACAAUGGCUGAAUCAACGACAGCUCGUCUACCACUAACAUCAGCGUCCGCAGCUGACCGGGCGACAUCUCAAACGAUAACGGACACAACGGAACAAGUGAUAUAUGGACGGGCGGGGGUGUCUAUAACACCGUCAACUGAUCCAACAGUGAUGUCUGUAACACCGUCAACUGAACCAACAGUGAUGUCGGUAACAUCGUCAACUGAACCAACAGUAGUGCCUGUAACAUCGUCAACAGAACCAACAGUGGUGCCUAUAACAUCGUCAACUGAACCAACAGUAGUGCCUAUAACAUCGUCAACUGAACCAACAGUGAUGUCGGUAACAUCGUCAACUGAACCAACAGUAGUGUCUGUAACAUCGUCAACCGACCCAACAGUAGUGUCGGUAACAUCGUCAACAGAACCAACAGUGAUGUCUGUAACAUCGUCAACUGAACCAACAGUGAUGUCUGUAACAUCGUCAACUGAACCAACAGUGAUGUCUGUAACAUCGUCAACUGAUCCAACAGUAGUGUCGGUAACAUCGUCAACUGAUCCAACAGUAGUGUCGGUAACAUCGUCAACUGAACCAACAGUGGUGUCGGUAACAUCGUCAACUGAACCAACAGUGGUGUCGGUAACAUCGUCAACUGAACCAACAGUGGUGUCUGUAACAUCGUCAACUGAACCAACAACAAAUGCCCAGGGCCCCACGUCAGAAAAAUCAUCUGAACAACCAAUGUCAACAACGACAUCAGAACAACAGAUGUCAACAACAACAUCAGAACAACAGAUGUCAAGAACAACAUCAGAACAACAUAUGUCAAGAACGACAUCAGAACAACCAAUGUCAAGAACGACAUCAGAACAACCAAUGUCAAGAACGACAUCAGAACAACAGAUGUCAAGAACGACAUCAGAACAACAGAUGUCACCAACGACAUCAGAACAACAGAUGUCAAGAACGACAUCAGAACAACCAAUGUCAACGACAUCUGACCAAUCAAUUUCCACAACUGACCAACCAAUGUCCACAACUGACCAUCCAAUCUCCACAACAACCCAAGAACUAAUAUCCACAACAACUGACCAAUCAGUGUCCACCACUACUGACAAACCGAUGUCCACCACAACUGACCAGCCGAUGUCCACUACAACUGACCAGCCGAUGUCCACCACAACUGACCAACCGAUGUUCACCACAACUGACCAGCCGAUGUCCACCACAACUGACCAACCGAUAUCCACCACAACUGACCAACCGAUGUCCACCACAACUGACCAACCGAUAUCCAUCACAACUGACCAACCGAUAUCCACCACAACUGACCAACCGAUGUCCACCACAACUGACCAACCGAUAUCCAUCACAACUGACCAACCGAUAUCCACCACAACUGACCAACCGAUGUUCACCACAACUGACCAGCCGAUGUUCACCACAACUGACGACCAGCCGAUGUCCACCACAACUGACCAACCGAUAUCCACCACAACUGAUCAGCCGAUGUCCACCACAACUGACCAGCCGAUGUCCACCACAACUGACCAACCAAUGUCCACCACAACUGACCAGCCGAUGUCCACCACAACUGACCAGCCGAUGUCCACCACAACUGACCAGCCGAUGUCCACAACAACUACGGAUGUGACGACAUCUCAACCAGCGACACUAUCAAUCUCCACAGUGACGACAACAGAUGGAUGUAUAUGUCUGAACAAGACAUACAAACAACUUGGGGAUGUUCUCAAAGGCAUUGCCAAACUCCGACUUGACCUGGCAGUAGACAAAUCUAAAUUGUCGUCCACCAUUCGACGGAAGACAUGCGCUGAGGACCAGCGACCCGCUAGUAAGUCCAUGGGCUAUGUAGCUGGAGUAAUGUUAGUGGUAAUACCUAUAGGUAUAAUAAUGGUGGACAUUCCAAUGAUCGUCACAUCAGUUAAAUUCUGUAAGUGGAACACUGCAUCCCCAGGACGUCGUUAUUGUAUUUAAUUAUAUCUUAUUCGUCACAUCAGUUAAAUUCUGUAAGUUGAACACUCCAUCCCCAGGACGUCGUUACUUUAAUCUUAGGAUUUACUGAUGUUCAAGUCUCGCUUUGGUCUCGUGUAGGGGAUCAUGUAAUAUUUAACAAACAUAUCAUUGAAUACAAACACACAGCUUUAAAAAUGUCACAUAUCCAGAUGACUUUUGUUUUUAGAACGUUACCAUUUCGACGCCAUUUUAAAAAUGUAUUAGGGUAUGUUUUGCGCUUCACGGAAAAACCAAAAUUUUACCUUCUUGAUUCUAGAUUUAUGACUUAAAUCAUCAGUGUGUUGCCAUUUUAAUUGUAGUAAAUUCAUUUCACUGUACAACUGAAUAAUUUCAACAUAAUGAAAAUAAUAAAGUGUAUGUUUGUCCUCCAAUGAUUUACACAACCAACAUGA